AAGAGGAUGUGACGGUUGGUAAGUUCUACGCGACCUUCCUGAUUCAGGACUACUUCAGGAAGUUCAGGAAGAGAAAAGAGCAAGGAGAUCUGGAAGAGGGCGACCCAAACAACACCUCUGCUGCCCUACAGGCAGGUCUGCGUACGCUGCAAGACCUGGGGCCAGAGAUGAGGAUGGCCAUGUCAGCUGACCUGGAGGAGGAAGAGGGCAUGGAGGAAGAGCCAGAGGAAGAUGAGACUGAUAAUGGCUAUGCCCCUGAGGGUAAGGACAGGCGUGGCUCCAUGGUCACCACCCUUACUGGAGGAGGAGGUAUGCCCAGGGAGAGUCUCUCCAACGGGGGUCUGGCCCACCGAGGUUCCACCUCAUUCUCCAAGACCCCCAACGGAGGAGGCCUGGAGCAGGAUGAGCUGAGACGAGGAGACAACAUGAGGUCUUCGCUCAACCAUCAUCAUCGUCAUUCUUCCAUUAAGAACGGACUGGUGGACCAACCGGCCAUGAGCAGAAGGAAUUCUAACAAGUAUUCAAGACUUCGUUACCCUGACGACCCUCCUCUGUACCCUGGUCAGCAUGACCACACGUACGACGCCCACACCCCCAGCAACGCUGCCUACGGUAAUAACUAUGGCAACGGGAACGGGAAUGGCUAUGGAGAUGGACGGAGGACUGCGAGGAGACGCCUCCUCCCCGCCACACCUACCGGUCGUAAGCCAUCCUUUAAUAUCCAAUGUCUGAGGAGGCAGGACAGCAAUGAUGACCUCCCCAUCCCAGGAACCUACCACCAGAACUCUCCCCCCUGCCGGGCACGCACACAGACGUACGGCAGUUACGAGUCUCGUCGCAGCAGCAGCCGUUCCUCAACAGGUUCCUCUGCCUCCUGGGCCAACCCUUGCCCUCGCCGAGGUCGCCUCCUCUACGCCCCUCUCAUCCUGGUCGAAGAGGAAGGGGCGGGUGGCAGCGGCGGCGGAGGCUCCGGGAUCUGGGGGGACAAGACGGGUGGAGGGGCCAACGUGACGGCGGCCACCUCCCGACCUGGCCCUGCGGGGUGGUACACGGGGCCCCCUUGUCCCUCAGGAGGGUCCCAGGCACCAUACAGGGCCUAUACCACACUAAGGGUCCCCACACAGCUCAGCCCUCACUACAGCGACAAGAGAGGCAGCGCUGAUAGCCUGGUGGAAGCGGUGCUGAUCUCAGAGGGGCUGGGUCUGUAUGCCAAGGACCCCAAGUUUGUGGCCUUCGCCAAACGGGAGAUUGCUGACGCGUGUCACAUGACAAUUGACGAGAUGGAAAGUGCGGCCAGCGACCUGCUGAGUCGGGGAAACAGGGGCGGAGGGGGUGGCGGUUUCCUGAACAAUCCCGACCUUGGAACCCUGUACAGCGACGAGGAGCCAAUCAGAACGGGCCGCGACGAGGAAGACCUGGCGGACGAGAUGACCUGCGUCACUUCUUUCUGAUCUGGAUGACGGUCGAUCAAUUAAUCAAUCGAUCGAUCGUG
Messenger RNA from Salvelinus namaycush (lake trout), 1492 nucleotides. Its product is annotated as voltage-dependent L-type calcium channel subunit alpha-1D-like. The record is from RefSeq and is a predicted model, not a curated record. NCBI's taxonomy places the organism in Eukaryota, Metazoa, Chordata, Actinopteri, Salmoniformes, Salmonidae. The annotation marks the transcript as partial. The transcript has 7 exons.